Molecule: messenger RNA, 498 nt
Organism: Aspergillus campestris IBT 28561
Lineage: Eukaryota; Fungi; Ascomycota; Eurotiomycetes; Eurotiales; Aspergillaceae
Product: 40S ribosomal protein uS14
Exons: 5
Coding region: 57-227 (56 amino acids)
Biological process (GO): translation
Cellular component (GO): cytosolic small ribosomal subunit; ribosome
Molecular function (GO): structural constituent of ribosome; zinc ion binding
Source: RefSeq, a predicted model, not a curated record
CCGCCCCAACACACCCCUCCCCCCCAGGUUUUCCUCGCCUCACUUCGACCUUCAAGAUGACUCACGAGUCUGUGUGGUACAGCCGUCCUCGCAAGUACGGCAAGGGCUCCCGUGGCUGCCGUGUCUGCUCCAACCGCGGUGGUCUGAUCCGCAAGUACGGCAUGAACAUCUGCCGUCAGUGCUUCCGUGAGAAGGCCACCGACAUCGGCUUCAACAAGUACCGCUAAAUUACUCGCUCAUCUCUCUAUCCCUGUUCACGAAUUCAUUCCGUCAUGUGCUCGGCGCCCCGGUCUUCAAACCAACCCCAUGGGAGGAACCAGGAAGGAAACGAAAAAAUGAAAAACCUAGACGGGAAGGAAAGAAGAUAAGCGUUGCUGGGAGGGGGAACAAGAAAGGGAAAUUUCGUUUCAGAGGGGAAAUUUGUUUACCGGUGUGGACAAUUUCUUCUAUUCUUAAAUCUGAAAUGAAAUCAAAAGGUGUCAAUGUCAACGUGAUGUC